UUGGUGACACACUACACACAUGAAUUCUGUUGCACUUUAGCGAUGCAAAACGAAAGAGAAACAAACAUUUGUUCUGUCACAAUCUUGUCGGAACUUCACUAUUAAAAAAAGCCAGAGUUAUGACCCAUGACUGACUUGAAAGACAGCUGAGUAUUGGUUUGAACAUGGAGCUAUAAACUUAAAGUGGUUUGAAGUGGCGUCAAAUUAUGUGCAAGCUUUGACAGCUUGUUGGUUUUGUUCCAAACACCCUCAAGUGCUUCCCUCUGUUCGCCAACCAUGGGUCUUGUAACAAGCUGUUGUGGCCGGCGACCGAACAGGCGUCGUCUCCACAGUCAGACUGAAAAGACAGUCUACAAGAAAGGCAUGCGCUUGGUCAGUGCCUCGUAUAAUGCCCAAGAGUUUGACUUGACCUUUGACCAAAUGAAUAUAAAUGAGGCUACAGAAGAGGAAUUAAUGACCUUACAAGGGGUCACUCGCAAUAUCGCAAAAAACAUCAUCUCGUAUCGACAUCACAUCGGUGGAUAUCGAAAGCCGGAAGACUUGGUGUUAGUGUCGGGUAUUGGUGCAACGAAACUAGCAGCUUUUAGGUCUGAAGUGUACUGUGGACCCUAUGCAGUAACGUCUCAAAUGUCCAAGGUGCCUAGUCGAACUUCUUAUCAUAGAGUUAACUCAAGAGUUUCAUUUGAAAAUAAAACCAACAUCAACACUGCUACAGUUCCUCUGCUUGCCAAAGUUCCUGGCGUCGGACAAGACAAUGCAGAAUUUAUCAUCAAGUAUCGAGAAGAGAAUGGACCCUUCAUGUUGCUGACGGACAUUUGCAAAAUUCCCGAGAUAGGAACCUAUAGGUUUGAGGCAAUGCGGAAUUACUUGACUCUAGGUGAAAGCUCAGAGAGUACUGUCUCGACACCUUCCUUUCUGGAAAUGCGCAAGUGUUUGCUGUCCUCAGAGGACGAAGUGCUAGGUGCGACGCCAUCAAGUUUGACUCUAUCCAAAUCCCUGUUUACCCAAGCCACGCAAACGGACGAAGUCUUCUUGCCGCUAAUAAUGACAUCCAUGGAGAAAUGGGCACGCCCAGUUGUCAAACUUUCAGUUGAGGAUGGAAACAGCAGUGGACGGAGUACGCUUAGAAUUGCAACUUGGAAUCUGCAAAGAUUUAGUAGGGAAAAAGCUGAAAAUCUUGGAGUGAAAGAAGUCACCUGUAUGACCAUCUUAGAAAACAGGUUGAGCGUGGUUGUAGUGCAAGAACUAGCAGACAGGGAUGCUUUGGAUGUUAUCUGUAAUGAGUUGAAUGACCCAUCGCUGGCUGUUGUCAGAAACUGGCCGAGUCCUAGAGGGAUCUGGAAAUGUGAAACUUCAAAAUCGGCUGGGAGGAUGUUCCAGGGAGUAGAGUACAACGGUUUCCUGUGGAACACAUCGGACGAUGUGACGCUUUCUGAUUCAAGCCUCUUACAAGUCUCCAAGAAGGGCAAGAACGGUCGUACCUUUUCCCGCAAACCUUUUCUUGGCUACUUCAAGGCUAAGGAACUGGACUUUGUGCUCGUGUCUGUACACCUAAAGUUUCCAGGGCUGAAUAAUGGCACAAAAGAUAAACUAGAGGAAGAGAUCUGCCAUUUGGGCCUUCUAACAGAUGCACUGUCUGCUCAAUUGCCUGAUGAGAAAGAUGUUUUGAUCAUGGGCGACUUCAACAGCGGUCCGUCUGCACCAGACUUUAAAGCGCUGGCUUCGGCCGGGUACAGUAAUGCCAUCCCUGACGACGUCUUUACCAACAUAAGCAACAAGAAUCCAGAGGGCUCACAUUGCUAUGACAACGCUUGGUUCAGCAAGAAUUUAAGCAAAGCUCAUACCGGUGAGGUCCGUGUCAUCCGAGAAGGCUUGACACAUCCUUUGAUACCGGACGACUGGUCCUGGGGCGGGGUCGUGUCCGAUCACUGUCCGCUCUGGGCGGAGUUUUAUACUGACCAAGACCUCGACACCAGUAUCCCAGGACUCUUCACUCGCUUGUCCAGAGUCAGGAUUUUUUCUGAAAAGUAGAGGCAAAGCUAGACUGAAAUUAACCAGGAUGCAGACAUUUUUACUCUAGUGUGUUGUUCUUCCUGAGGUAAAGCCUAUAUGGUAAAAUCCACUCGCUUUUUCUGUAUUAAUUUGAUUUUGAAAGGGAUUUUCUUUUCACCUGACUGGCUUGUCCAAAGUCAGGAUUUCUUUCUGAAAAGAGGAAGGCGCUGCAUUGAAAUUCAACAAGUAAAGACUCUGGUUUGUUGUUCAUCCCCCUGAUAAAUCCUAUAAAAUCCAAUUAAAAUAAUAACAGUGGCUUCUUGUAUAGGUGCUUUAACACACAGUAUUCCCUGGACGAAGCAAUGGUUUUACAAGUGUCUUGCUUAAAGACAGUAGACACUAUUGGUAAUUGUCAAAGACUA
This is a messenger RNA of Asterias rubens (European starfish), 2414 nucleotides long. RefSeq names its product endonuclease/exonuclease/phosphatase family domain-containing protein 1-like. Lineage: Eukaryota; Metazoa; Echinodermata; Asteroidea; Forcipulatida; Asteriidae. Gene Ontology annotation, molecular function: DNA binding; catalytic activity. Gene Ontology annotation, biological process: DNA repair. The coding region runs from base 277 to 2031 and encodes 584 amino acids. Gene Ontology annotation, cellular component: plasma membrane. The record is from RefSeq and is a predicted model, not a curated record. The transcript has 8 exons.